AUGAAGGAUAACAUCGUCAACCCGCCGGAGAAGGAUCCGAAUUUGAUCAUGACUGUAGCUGACCAAGGUCAGGGAGGUCUCGAGGAAAAAACCCGAUCAAAUUCAACCACUCAAUUGUCGAUUGCUCUAACAAAGGAUAAUCCUGUCAUCACGACUCCCAAGCGCAGCAGCAAGCGAAACCCUUCAGAAACCGCCGAGGAUGGCGCAAUGAAAGGCCGCUCGCUCUUCCCAUCUGAAGUUCCCCAAGGUCAGGACGUCACGGUCAACACUCGCCCGAAUCCGACCACCCCUUCGUCGAUCUAG
Messenger RNA from Cylindrotheca closterium, 303 nucleotides. Lineage: Eukaryota; Bacillariophyta; Bacillariophyceae; Bacillariales; Bacillariaceae. The record is from the annotation of a GenBank genome assembly.